This is a messenger RNA of Molossus molossus (Pallas's mastiff bat), 1836 nucleotides long. RefSeq names its product TAP binding protein (gene TAPBP). Bases 204 to 1556 code for a protein of 450 amino acids. Lineage: Eukaryota; Metazoa; Chordata; Mammalia; Chiroptera; Molossidae. The record is from RefSeq and is a predicted model, not a curated record. Gene Ontology annotation, biological process: antigen processing and presentation of endogenous peptide antigen via MHC class I. Gene Ontology annotation, cellular component: membrane. The transcript has 8 exons.
GUGGGACGCUGCAGAGGGCCCCCUAUCGGAACUGGAGAGGAUGUUCUCGCAUCCCUACCCCUCCAAUGAAGGAAGCACCUGUCUCCCACUCGCCCUCACCUAACCAAGGCGGGGAUUUCCUCCGCCCCUCCUGCUGGCCUUUUGAGGAAAGUGAAAGUGAAAGGGGGAAGAAGUGGCUUCUGGGUUGAGGAGAUCGCGGCGCCAUGAAGCCCCUGUUCCUACUCCUCGCUGUGGCUUUGGGCUUGCUGAGCGCAGUCUCCGCGGGACCGGCGGUAAUAGAGUGCUGGUUGGUGGAGGAUGCAGGCAGGGGCCGUCUGGCCAAGAGACCCGCUGCGUUACUGCUGCGCCAGGGCCCGGGGGGACCACCUCCCCGGCCAGACCUCGACCCCGAGCUCUACCUCAAAGUGCAUGACCCUGCCGGUGCCCUCCAGGCGGCCUUCAGGCGGUACCCCCGGAGCGCUCCCGCACCACACUGCGAGAUUGGCCACUACGUCCCUUUCCCCGCCUCGGCGGAUUGGGCCAGGAGCCUGACCCCGGAGCAGAGCUGCCCGCGGGCCCUGGACGGGACUUGGCUCGUGGUCAGCAUAUCCAGCCCGGUGGUCAGCCUCUCCAGCCUCCUGCGAUCACAGUCCGAGUCUCAGCGGGAGUCUGCACUCAUCACCAUGGCAACAGCUGUGCUGACUGUCGUCACCCACACUCCUAUCACUCGAAUCCGACUGGGACAGGAUGCUCUGCUGGACUUGAGCUUUGCCUACAUGCCCCCCACCCCAGAGGCCACUGCAUCUCUGGCCCCAGGUCCCCCUUCCUUUGGGCUGGAAUGGAGACACCAGCACCUGGGUAAAGGGCACCUGCUCCUGGCUGCAACUCCUGGGCUAGGUGGGCAAAUGCCAGCUGCCCGAGAUGGGGCAGUGGCAUUUGCUGCCUGGGAUGAUAAUGAGCCAUGGGGUCCAUGGACUGGAAAUGGAACCCUCUGGCUGCCUGCAGUGCGACCCUUCCAGGAGGGCUCCUACCUGGCUACCAUACACCUGUCAUACCUGCAAGGGCAGGUCACUGUGGAGCUUGCUGUGCAGAAGCCCCCCAAAGUGUCCCUGACACCAGCACCUCUUGUAUGGGCUGCCCCUGGGGAGGCACCCCCAGAACUGCUCUGCCACGUGUCCCACUUCUACCCCUCUGAGGGCCUGGAGGUGGAGUGGGAGCUCCGAGGUGGUCCAGAGGGCAGCUUUCAGAAGGCCGAGGGGAAAAGGUGGCUGUCAGGCCUGAGCCACCACUCAGAUGGCUCCAUCAGCCUCUCAGCGCACCUGCAGCCGCCCCCAGUCACUGCUGCUCAGCAUGGGGCACGCUACGCCUGUCGUAUCUACCACCCCAGCCUGCCCGCCUUUGGGCGCAGUGCUGAAGUCUCCUUGGAGGUUUCAGGUCUCUCUGGACCUUCCCUGGAGGAUGGCAUAGGCCUCUUCCUGUCUGCCUUCCUUCUGCUAGGGCUCCUGAAGACGCUGGGCUGGAUAGCUGCCUCCUGCCUGUCUACUUCCAAGGAGUCAAAGGAGAAGAAAACACAGUGAGGGCACUCACCACCAUCCUGGGGAAGCCACCAUCAUCUGUCACCUGCUCCUUUCAAUUUCUCCACUGAGUGGCUGGAAUGCUUUUUUUUCACAGACACAAAUCGAUGGCAUCCACCUUCUUAGAGCUGUAGGGCAGUGGUUCUCAAAAUUUUUGGACUCAGUACAUCUUAAAAAUUAUCAAGGACUCGCCCUGGCCUGUUUGGCUCAGUGGUAGAGCAUUGGCCCACGGACCAAUGAGUCUCGGGUUUGAUUCCGGCCAAGGGCAUGUAUCUCUGUUGUU